Fimicolochytrium jonesii is the source of this 790-nucleotide messenger RNA. RefSeq lists its product as uncharacterized. The record is from RefSeq and is a predicted model, not a curated record. The transcript is spliced from 3 exons. Lineage: Eukaryota; Fungi; Chytridiomycota; Chytridiomycetes; Spizellomycetales; Powellomycetaceae. The coding region runs from base 119 to 667 and encodes 182 amino acids.
CGCGAGCGAAGCUAGCCACGCCCCUCUUAAAGCAGCCCAACAUUCUUGUCGCGAGCUCGGACCGAGCGCUAAAUCAUUCGUCGAUGGUUGAUAGGUUGUUGAUGGUUGUUGAUUGUUGAUGGUUGAUGGUUGUCACUCUUCAUUGAAUUUAGGGAGAUGCGUAUGUGCAUCUGGAUACUACCGCGAACAAACGAACGGGACCGGCAUAUUGCCGGAUCAGACAUGUGUUGCGUGUCCUGCAGGGCAGUACGCAUCAGCAGACGAGACCUUCUGCCGCACCUGCAUCCAACCCUCCGACCCAUCCCUAUCCGGCACCCAAUGCACAUGCGGCGUCGGAGAGUAUCUAGUGGACAGAGACGCCGCCACUGCUCUCCCACUUGCAUCUGCAACAUGCACUCCCUGCCCCAUCUACGCCUACCCAACGCGUAACCUCACGACCUGCAUCGAAUGUCCGCAGCACGUCAUGCAGGCCGUCUAUGCGGCCGACUCGGGAACGUAUGAGUGUGUGUGCCGCGGGGAUUUGGGGUUUAGUGAGACUCCGGUGGGUUAUUUGAGUUCGGUUCCGUCUGUUGGGAGCGGGAUCCCAUCUCGAAGCGUCAAGUGCCCGUCAUUCCCUAACCCCUCCCACGCCUCAUCAUCCAGCAAGACGGCACAUGCAUCGCCUUAGCCAGUACAUCCGCCAUCCAAUCCAGAGUGCCCGCCUCAAGCAUCUACACCGUCACUUACAGGGUAUGAUAUCUCUCCCAUUCCCUACAUAUGUAGCACUGUUCAUCGAUAUCUACUUGACGGC